Messenger RNA from Cercopithifilaria johnstoni, 405 nucleotides. NCBI's taxonomy places the organism in Eukaryota, Metazoa, Nematoda, Chromadorea, Rhabditida, Onchocercidae. The record is from the annotation of a GenBank genome assembly.
AUGGCCAAUGAACAGUUCUAUGAAUGCUGUAUUCAACAACAGCUUCCAGAUAGUUGCUUAGAAAAGUGUUCAUAUACUAUAUAUGCAAAGAAUACUUUGCAGGCUAUGUACCUUCAACUUGACAGAUGUCCGCUGUCAGCAUUAGCUGAUAUAUCAUAUUGUGCUGCCGGUGGACUGGAUCAUACAGAAUGUUGCAUACGGAAUAACGUUGCAACAACAUUUGCUGGACAGAAAUGUCUUACGUUUUGCGAUCAGCGACCGGGAAAUGUGACGAAACUGGACUUGUCCUAUCUACCCUGCUAUGAACGCUUCGAAAAUAUCAAACGCUGUUUUAUGGAGCAUAUUGGCACCAAAACUAAGCCAGCAACUGUUAAUGUAAGACUUGCACGGACAUUCGAAACGUGA